This is a messenger RNA of Gastrolobium bilobum, 868 nucleotides long. Its product is annotated as small ribosomal subunit protein eS8. The record is from RefSeq and is a predicted model, not a curated record. The transcript is spliced from 5 exons. Gene Ontology annotation, biological process: translation; maturation of SSU-rRNA from tricistronic rRNA transcript (SSU-rRNA, 5.8S rRNA, LSU-rRNA). Gene Ontology annotation, cellular component: cytosolic small ribosomal subunit; ribosome. The coding region runs from base 72 to 725 and encodes 217 amino acids. Gene Ontology annotation, molecular function: structural constituent of ribosome. NCBI's taxonomy places the organism in Eukaryota, Viridiplantae, Streptophyta, Magnoliopsida, Fabales, Fabaceae.
UAGUAAUUUCACAGAGAGCGCUAGGGUUUCAGAGCGACGAAGCGAGAGAGAAAGAGUAUUGCUCCGCCAAGAUGGGUAUUUCCAGGGAUUCUAUGCACAAAAGGCGUGCCACUGGUGGCAAGAAGAAAGCUUGGAGGAAGAAGAGAAAGUAUGAGCUUGGUCGCCAGCCAGCAAACACUAAGCUAUCAAGCAACAAGACAGUCAGGAGGAUUCGUGUUAGAGGUGGAAAUGUGAAAUGGAGGGCACUGAGAUUGGAUACUGGAAAUUUUUCAUGGGGAAGUGAAGCUGUAACUCGCAAGACUCGUUUACUAGACGUGGUCUACAAUGCCUCAAACAAUGAGCUUGUGCGAACUCAGACUCUUGUCAAAAGUGCUAUUGUACAGGUUGAUGCUGCUCCAUUCAAGCAGUGGUACCUUCAGCACUAUGGUGUUGAAGUUGGUAGGAAAAAGAAAACAGCUGCCAAAAAGGACUCUACAGAGGAGGGUGAUGCUGCUGCAGAGGAAACCAAAAAGAGUAACCAUGUGCAGAGAAAACUGGAGAAACGCCAGAAAGAUCGUAACCUUGAUCCCCACAUUGAAGAGCAGUUUGGUGGUGGGCGAUUGCUGGCCUGCAUUUCUUCUAGACCUGGUCAAUGUGGCAGAGCUGAUGGCUACAUUCUGGAAGGUAAGGAGCUGGAAUUUUACAUGAAGAAAAUCCAGAGGAAGAAGGGGAAGGGUGCUGCUUGAUUGUAGUGUUUCCCAAAUUUUUAUGUGCUUUUAGUUGUUUUUAUUCGGAGCUGAUCAAUAUUGUGCUCUUAAUUUUUGUGAGAGAAUAGUUCAAGAAUAUUAUAAUUAUUUAUUAAUUAUAAUUACAGUACUAUGUGUGUCUC